Messenger RNA from Bactrocera dorsalis (oriental fruit fly), 4351 nucleotides. RefSeq names its product protein PIP82 (gene PIP82). Lineage: Eukaryota; Metazoa; Arthropoda; Insecta; Diptera; Tephritidae. The record is from RefSeq and is a predicted model, not a curated record. The transcript is spliced from 4 exons. The coding region runs from base 318 to 4220 and encodes 1300 amino acids.
GCUGUGAAACCUCGGUCAAACAAUGUGCCCAAACACGCACAGAAACGAAUCAGAACGGCAGCAAAGACCUACUACUUAUUCUGGGCACAUCAAUUAGAUUAACUUUCGAGAUGGAAAAAUUGAAAAUGUGACAAAGAAAAUAAUGAAAAUUACUUUUCAAUAAUUUGUGAAGUAAAACUAAAUUCAGUGAAAAUUAUUUGCUGUCGCUAGUGAUUUCAAGUUAGACAGUCUGAGGCAAAGUGUGUUUAUGUGUAGAACAAGCCAGUAACAAAGGGUCUAAUAUAAAGAGCGUGGCACGUUAAAUUCAAAUUGCCAACAUGGAUUUUAAAAAUUUGUGCCAGAACAUCGACGUUAGCAGCCUACGAGCACGAAUUCCCUCAUUGCCGGCAAUGCCAGCAAUGCCACAAAUUAAGUUGCCAAAGUCAUUACCGAAAUUGCGCUCACGUCGCAUAUUUGGACGCUCGCGUGAGGAUCUCAGUCGCAACAAAGGUUCGACAAAGGAGCAACAACGUCAACAGUCCAUACGGCAGCAGCCGACACAGCCGCCUAUACCGCCUGCUGAUUUUAUAAAUCACUCACCGCGUCACAUAUCGACCGUUUCAUCGCUGAUGCAUCAGCAACAACAGCAACAGCGCGGUGACUCGCAACGUGGCACCUACCGAAGUGCCUGUAGUGUGGACGACGACUAUCCGUCACCAAGGCAAUUUCAAGCGGCAGGUCGUAUAUCGCGGCCCAUAAGUCCAAUACAUACGUCUGGAAAUGAUGGCGAGAGUGAGCAUGUUGAACCGACUGUUGCCAAACUGUCGCUGGCGGAAAAGCUGCAGAAAGGUUAUAAGGACAUCAGUGAAUUCCGCCUGAGUCACAUUUUUGCGAAGAAGACAGUGGUGCGUAAGGAUAUCAUACUGGUGGAUCAGUAUGUGGAGCAUUACAAUGAGGAACGUGAACGUGAGCAGGCCGAGCAAGAACGCCGUGAUCGUAAGAUUGCCGAUAAUUAUCGUUUUAACUUCAAGCUUUCGCGACAAGACACCGAUAAUAGCAAACGUAGCGUUAGCUCUGAGGAGUCGCAUAAGCAGGUGGACAACAGACAUGCCAAAAACAUGCAUGAACAAAGCGAAGAUGAGAGUGGCAUGGAAGCUACACCACCACCACGCAAACCAGGCGUCGCUUCGACACGUUUCGCCAGGGUGCGUAAUCCACCGCUGGAGCAGUAUAUAACUGAUGAGAGUAAUAACGAGUUGGACGAAGACGAUGAGGUACCAGCACCGAUAGCAGUAAAGCAGAAAUCAAAGAUUGUACAAAGUUCACCAGAAAGCAUGUCCAAAGGAGCAGUGAAUAGAAACGCGCUCUCGAAAUUGCGCAAUAUGAGCCAAAGCAGCGAGGAAACACCAGAGAAAUUAGGUGAACGAAAACGGCGGCGUGCACCUUUAUCACCACAGCAGUCCGAGGAAAAGCAAGAAGUGCCAGCCGCUACAGUGAAUGAGAAUAAUCCGCUUAGCGUCAUUAAACAGAAUAUCAAACGUUUUUCGAAAUCAAUAAGGCGCGCGCAAGAACCCGAAACGAGCGCUACGAACGCAAAUACGGCAGAAGACACGGAUGGCGAUGGCACGCCUAAGAAAGAGACAAAACAAAUCAGUCGCACUGAAAAAUUGGCAGCUCGUUUACGCAAAUUUGCUUCACAUGAAGCCUCUACAGAAAAUCUCGACGAGGCGACACCUAAGAAAACUGAAGAACAACGUUCACCCAUACGCACUGUCAUAACCAAUAAAUUGCAAAAUUGGAAGAAGAGCUUUAAGCGUAGACCAACUGAAAGUGAGGCGCAAACUGGUGAUGAAACUUCCCCUGAACGUAACGCUGAGAAAGGAGAAAAACGCACGGACAAUCUCAUGAAGAAGCUGCGUAAUAUACGACAACAGAAGCGUGCACAUUCCGCAGAUGAUCUGGAUGGCACUGAAGAGGAUGAGGCACACAAUACGCCCACAGGCACGCCAAAAGAUGCUAACCCACGUAAGACGGUCAACUUUGAAAAGCGUUUUGAACAGGCGCGUCAACGUACUCUGAAAAAGAUGAAUGAGAAGAUGCAACAGAUUAAGUUCUUUCACAAGUCGCAGGAAAAUCUCGACAAAGAAUGUAGUGCAACCACAAAAGAGGCUAGCAAACACGACGAAGUGGACGCUGAAGAAGAAUCGGAAGAUGAGCGUACCGGCUAUGUACGACCACAUACUGCUGCCAGGCGUGCUGCAGCCCGUAAUACGCCAAGCGACUCCGAAGAUGAGCAACAGCAAACUGGAAGAGAGCGUAUUAAUGCUGAGAAGCUCACGCAAAGUGAAUAUGAAUUCGACGAUGAAGAUAUGCAACAUACGCGUACUCUUUGGACUACCAAAAAUUUACUCAACGACUCACUGGAUUCCGAAACCGAUGUCGCGUUUCCACGCGUACUCAUACACCAAGAUAAUUCAGACCAAUUUGAAUCGACACUUAUAAUAGCAGUGACACGUCCCGCACCAUCAAAACCCUCCACACCUAUUAUAGAGGAAAUACACGAUGAUGCACCGAAAUUUAAGCCGCCAAGGCGUAGUCGUUCACCAAGUCCAGGCAGCGGCCGCGCCGAAUGGAUACCAAACAAUGAAAUCAUAUCUAACUUCCUAGAGAUAACUCCACCGAGUCAACGACGCCUAUCCGCUGAAGCCAUAUUGCCGGCGCCACGGGGUCACACACGCAAAAUGUCUAUGGACUCCAAUUCCGAUUCUGAUUCUUGGAUACCCGAGAAUGCACGCAACAAAAAAACCAGUCUGCCAAGCAAGGAAGACUCUAUGGAAACCGCUACAGGGGUAACACUCAAUAGUAUCGAUGAGAACGAAGAACCGUGGAAAGUACACCAGCAUGCGUAUUGCGAGGAGAAACUCUACAAAGCGAAGAGCAUCGACAUAUUCGAAGCCAGCGUUCGGAAAGGUGGUGCAAAAGCGGCUUUCGACGAUUUUGAAGAGGAAUUGCGGGAUGAACCAAUACUGCGAGUACCACAAAAGCAUAUCGAUUCCUCAUUUGAGAAAGACAGUAGUGAAGAGCCGUUUGCUGCAGAUGAUGACAACUCAUCGCGAGUAACAAAAAUUUCUGUGAGUGUCAUACGCGAAGAAUGUGAGGAGAUAAAAGAGUGCGAAAAUAACAAAGAGAAUAUUAAGUUACUGCAAGGUUCACCUAAAAGUGAUGAUCUCAAGGCUCAUUUAGACAAACCUGAGCGCAAAAUUGUACAUAACAAGGACGAAAAUUCCGACAAGGAUGAAGAUGAGGACGAUGACAGACCACCGUCGGCUGCGCCCUCACCACCUCCUUCAGUAUCACCACCACCGCCACCGUUGCCGUUAAGAAAACCAAUUCUCUUACCAUCCAAAUCAAUGGAGGAAUCACCGCCUAUACCGACUAUGAAACCACCAAUGCCACCUACUAAGCCACCACCACGCAUACCCGAUCGUACGCCAUCGAUGACACGGAUCGCCAAACCGCUAGUAAAGACGUCAUCCUUGCGUUUGGCCUACAACGAACAAGUUAAACCUUCAGACGUUGGUAAGGUCAACAAGCUCAUCUCGCGCUUCGAGACACCACAAUCGAAUGUGUCACAGCGACCACGCGUUAUACGCAGACGUCUGACGCGUGACGAGUCCGAAGAAUACACUGACGAUGAAGAUGAUUUAGAAGAGGACGAAGAUGGUGAACAAGAAACGGAUGCAAUGAAUGCGAACUCCGAGCGUGAUGUCACACCAACACCAACGAAUACACCACGCAUGUACUCUUUAGAGUCAGAUACAGAGAGUUUGUCUACAGUUGCAACAAAAGUGAACACUACAAAGCGAACAACCGUCAAGAUAGAAGAAAAUGUUACAAUAACACAACGUGGCAAUGGGUCCAAUGGCAAUGCAUCGAAAGUCUAUAGUGAUUUGCCACGAAUAACUUUAAAUUUCGACAACAAUUCUAAUUUGAAUUUGAGUUGUGCAAGCUCGGAAUAUGGUUCACCGCUGGAGUAUCCCUCAAGUUUGAUCGGUUCCACCGAGACCACACCUAUACCAGAGCGCAGACCGCAAGAAGUGCAAAAUUUGAGAAGUGCCGAACGCAAUCGACGUUCAAUGACGCGAGACGAUGACAAAUUCUUAUCCUUCGAUAGUGAUGAUGAAAACAGUUACUAUUCGAUAAGUUCGACUGGCAGCAGCCGCUAUGUUGUGGAGAUUUGAGUUUAAUGAAGAUGCUUAUUAUUAAAUUAUAUUAUAAAAGUGUUGUGCAGUCAGUUGUAUAGUUAAAUGUACUUAUAUUCUUUAAAGUAACAAAUAUAAAUCCGCCAGGGAGUCACAGGUCUACAUUUACU